UUUAUUCCAAUAUCGCAAUAAAAACCAGAUAUAAGAUGGGAGAUCAAACACUGCCUUGAAGGAAAGCAACUCCGAGAGUCUCGACUGUUCUCAGAUCUAAACGACAACGUUUCCAGAUCCACAAUGGCUUCUACAUUCAGCGGCGAUGAAACGGCUCCGUUCUUCGGCUUUCUCGGCGCCGCCGCCGCUCUUGUCUUCUCUUGUAUGGGAGCUGCAUAUGGGACCGCUAAGAGCGGUGUCGGUGUGGCAUCUAUGGGUGUGAUGAGGCCAGAAUUGGUGAUGAAAUCGAUUGUACCCGUUGUUAUGGCUGGUGUUUUGGGUAUUUACGGGUUGAUUAUUGCUGUCAUUAUUAGUACCGGGAUCAAUCCUAAGGCAAAAUCGUAUUACCUUUUCGAUGGUUACGCCCAUCUUUCAUCUGGUCUUGCUUGUGGCCUUGCUGGUCUUUCUGCUGGAAUGGCUAUUGGAAUUGUUGGUGAUGCUGGUGUCAGAGCUAAUGCACAACAACCAAAACUUUUUGUUGGAAUGAUACUUAUCCUCAUCUUUGCCGAAGCUUUGGCUCUUUACGGCCUUAUUGUCGGCAUCAUCUUGUCUUCCCGGGCUGGCCAAUCUAGAGCAGAAUAAGAUACUGGUGGAAUUGGUUAGUAUUCUUUUAUUUGCUUAUAUUGGUAUAGUACCAUAUGAAAAAAGAGUAUUCAAUCGUUCUCGGGUUAGUUCCGAUUUAAGCAGCAAAUCCAGGGUUGGUACUAUUAGUAUUUAAUGAAAAGCAACUACUUUUGAGGGUUCAUUUAGUGGUUGCUCUUUUCACUUUGUAGAAGUAGAAAUGAGUUUCUAUGAAUAAAUUGACAAGAACCUUUUUAUCCCUGUUUGAAUGUUAUUUUCAUCAGUCUAUCUUUGCUUCUGAAA
This is a messenger RNA of Gossypium arboreum, 903 nucleotides long. Its product is annotated as V-type proton ATPase subunit c2. Gene Ontology annotation, cellular component: proton-transporting V-type ATPase, V0 domain. Gene Ontology annotation, biological process: proton transmembrane transport. Lineage: Eukaryota; Viridiplantae; Streptophyta; Magnoliopsida; Malvales; Malvaceae. The transcript is spliced from 3 exons. Gene Ontology annotation, molecular function: proton-transporting ATPase activity, rotational mechanism. Bases 124 to 621 code for a protein of 165 amino acids. The record is from RefSeq and is a predicted model, not a curated record.